This is a messenger RNA of Corticium candelabrum, 2201 nucleotides long. RefSeq names its product DNA polymerase delta subunit 2-like. The transcript is spliced from 12 exons. Gene Ontology annotation, molecular function: DNA binding. Gene Ontology annotation, biological process: DNA replication; DNA strand elongation involved in DNA replication. The record is from RefSeq and is a predicted model, not a curated record. Lineage: Eukaryota; Metazoa; Porifera; Homoscleromorpha; Homosclerophorida; Plakinidae. The coding region runs from base 675 to 1970 and encodes 431 amino acids. Gene Ontology annotation, cellular component: delta DNA polymerase complex.
CGAAGACUUGUCGUCGAGAUUCAGGGUGACUUCGCGCCGUUUUACUCAACAAUACUCUCAAAUCUACGCUGUACGGCUAAUGGCCACUAGACCUGUAUUGGAACGUGCGGCUAAGAAAAAGUGGGUGUUCUUCAAGACAAAUAUUUCGGUCCAUUACGUGUGCGCAUUCACCACCACAAGACAUGACCUACCGUUCAUUGGACCAGCGAAGUCAAUGUCUGCCAGGGAGAUGCAGGAAAUUCUCAUCUAUGCAGCAGAGUGUGUGAAGGUGCAGCAGCUACUGCCAGGCAUCCAGGACAUGAUUUGGCUUCAGACUCAAUAUCUUGAUCAAUGUUGUGCCACCACACAUAGCUUUGAGCAAGUCCCUUAAUUUGACUACACCAUUAUGACCCUCAUGAAGACACUGCAAUGCCAGAUGCUGAAGCUUCUGUGGAAUGAUCGCUCUCAUUCCCCACAUCAGAAUUUCUCUAUGCAAAGAAAGCUCAUCUCUAUGACGGAAGAAAAGGAGCAAGCUUCGAAUUCUCAUAGGUCAUGGGCCAUCCAUAUUUGACGUAUCCAGCUACUUUUGCCAAAAGUCUUGACGUCUAUUUAAUGGGACCAUAUGUGUGUAUAUGUACGUUAAGACUAAGGUGUUGCUGUAAAGAAUUUGCAAGGUUUACAAUGUAAAAUGUUGAAUGACACCACUAGUUCAAACAGUCUGCUGCAGUAUUGUACUUUAUCGAACAGUUAGAAAGCCUCAACAAGGCGAUGACAUCUUUAUUCAAAAGCUGAUGGACGUGAAGACUGGAUUACGAUGCUGUGUUCUUGGAACUCUUUUCAAAGCCAUGCCCUUGCAACCAAGUAUUCUUAAAGAAAUAAGUGAAGAGCAAGGUCUGAAUCCAUUACCAGCACAGGCAAGAUUGACCUCAGAUGAAGAUUGUUUAAUAUUGGAGGAUGAAUCACAACGUAUUGCACUGACUGGGGUUAUUCCCGUGUCAAAGUCUGUGACAGGUGCUGUUAUUGCUCUUGUAGGGCAAGAGCUGAGCAGUGGCAGGUUUGAAGUAGAAGAUUACACAUACUGUGGAAUCCCACCUCAAGAUAUAAUAUCUCUUGACUCUUGUUUACAGCAAGGAGAAGACAGAUUUGUUCUGCUGGUUUCUGGUCUUGGUGUGGGAAGAUCAAGUAGAGAUCCAUUACCUCUACAACUACUUAUUGACACUGUCAGCGGCCAGCUUGGUGGACCAUUUGUACAAGAAAUGUGUUCCAAGAUCGUAAGAGUUAUUGUAGCAGGAAAUGCUUUAUCUGAAGAAACUAAGGUAGACAAGAAAGAGAGAGGAUCUAAGCUUUUGACAAGGAAAGUUGAUGCAAUUAGUUGUGAAGCAGUAAAGGAGCUAGACGAACUGCUUACCCAACUUGCAAGCUGUGUUCCAGUUGAUGUUAUGCCUGGAGCCAAUGACCCUGCAAAUUACUUGCUUCCACAACAGCCUUUUUCUUCAUGUAUGUUUCCAGAGACUGCACAGUACUCAACUAUGCACUUAGCUACCAACCCAUUUCACUCGGUUAUUGGUGGAGUGAGUUUUUUGGGAACAUCAGGCCAGUCAAUUUCUGACAUUUAUCAGUUCAGUAAUACUGAAAAUCGAUUAGACAUCUUAGAGCAUACAUUGGUAUGCAAUCAUUUGGCACCUACUGCCCCUGAUACAUUGGGGUGUGUUCCAUAUUUUAAGGAAGACCCCUUUGUUAUAAAGAACUGUCCAAAUGUCUUCUAUGCUGGAAACCAACCAUUGUUUCAAUCAAGAUUUGUUAUUGGUGAUGAAGGACAACAGACUUUGCUCAUUUUAAUUCCUGACUUUUGCAAAACAUCAACAUGUGUGUUGGUGAAUUUACGAACUUUAGAAUGUCAGCCAAUGUCAUUUGGUAGUGAACUGACGGGCAUUGAAGAAGAAUGCUUGCAAGUGAAAAUCGAUGGAGCUGAAACCAUGGAUAAGAGUUGAAGUCUAAGGAUAGAGGUGUGCUUCUGAGUGUAAACGGAAUAUUACAAAAAUAAACUUACCACUGAAACUGAUCACAGAUGCAUUAACGUUUCAUGCCCCUUAUGCCAUGUAUAUAUGGUAAUUAAUUAUAUCUAUGAAUAUAUUCUGUAGAGGUAAUGUGACCUGUGUAUAUUUGAAUAAAGAACAAUUCUAGUUUGCAGUAUUGAUUUAACCCACUCUAGUGUCUAUGAU